ACGACCGUUCAGCAGCUCAGUUCUUUUCCCGUUGAUUCUACAGUGUAGCUAGAGUUCUUUUCUCGUGCCUGUGUAGAGACGCGAUCGGUCGCGUAGUUUUGCGCAAAAUAAUGUUCAGAAUUUGGACCAGAAGCUCAACGCGAAGUUCGGCGACCGAUUUAAACAGCCGUACAUCUUAUUUUUAUCAGCCAAGAGAAUGUAGCGGUCAUUCGAGGAUCUUGGGUAAAUUAAUUUCGUAGUUCCAUAUAGACAGAGGCAGCACUUAACCAAGUACGAACUAGCUAACGGGCUAAUUCAUUGCGCAUCCCUGUGAGCUUAGCCGCGGAGGCUAGCGGUGCGCGCGCAUGUCUGCGAGAGUAGUUGGCUGUAAUAAACGCUAAACAACGAAGCAACUGGUUGAGCCAAACAUAAUGGUAUGGGUCAAAGGGACAUCACAGCGUUCGAGGCGUCCAUGAAACGAAAAAAAGGAAUUCCCAUUGCCUCUAUGUGUCUACUGGAUGUGGAGUCCGCUGUUGGGAAGAAGGAAGUUGAGCCCUCCGGAGGAGAUGGUGCCCUUUCCUCGUCAAGGUACAUGUUGGGCCGGGGGGUGAAACGUAAGCUGAGCACAUGUGAGGACCCUGCCCAGGACUUGCCAUAUCCUCAGCAGAGGCAGCUGGUGCUGGACUUGUGUCUAGACAAGCUACAAAGCUGCCAACGGCGAGCUGAACCUAGCCUGCACCGUUCGGUCCUGUUGGCCAACACCCUCCGCCAGAUUCAGCAGGAGAUGAGACAGGAGGGGGAAACAUGUUUGCCACCAGCCCCUCUCGGCCCCUCGCUCCCUCUCGCCUCCACCCCACGCCACUUCCCCGACCUGCCACCUGUGCCCUUAUACUGUCCUCCACCCCUAACCGGAGCACUGUCCCCUUCAUUCCCCCUCAUGACGGCUGAGGAUGAGGAGGUCCAGUUGUGCGGCACUGAAAACAAGACACUUUUGCCAUCCCUUGCUGGUGAGGACGACACAAGAUCGUCGGAUUCGCUUUUCAGCUCUUUUGAGAUUACUAAUUCCACCAGCUACUUGACAGACUUGCCGUUGGAUGACAUCUUUGAAGACAUCGACACGUCGAUGUACGACGACUCUGACAUUUCGGUCCUGGCGUUUCCUGCGCAGAGAAGCAGCGGGGUGGACGAUGGCCUCAAGACCGUUUCCUGCUGCACAUCCAACAGCAGCCUACAGCUCUGUCUCUCAGACAUCAACGACCUGGACCACAUCAUGGAGAUCCUGGUGCGCUCCUGAACCAAGGCUCGCACCACAGUGUCCUCAUUCAGCCAUCCCAAUGUUUUCUAUGGGAAAUGAAUAAUACAAUGUGUUUUCUUUAAAAAAAACAAACAAAAAAAAACAUUUGAUCUAUUUUUAUGCAAAGGACUGAUAUAUUUAUAUAUGAUAAAAGGAAACUGCCUGACACACUCUCACUGUAGGAUAAAUGCACAUUUUAAAAAAUUUUCAGAUGGUCAAGCUUACGCUGCCAUCCUUCAGAUUUAAGCAAACCAAGAUAUGAAUAUGCAGGGACUUUGGAAACAAAUACAAAGUAUUACCAUUGACACUUAUUUAUAUUGGAUAGUGACUCAGUUGUAUUUAAAACAAGGAGGAGAUUGAAGAAAAGUGGAUCAUGAUGAACGCUCCAUAGCUUUUGAUGAGCUAAAAGACAUGUAUGAUCUCCACUGUAUUCUGAAGCAUUACAUUUACUGUCAGUAAUUAUGAUAAUCAGAUCAUGUCAUGCACAUGCAGCACUCACACUACCUCUCAAGAUACCAAGACCUCUUUCUCUAUACAAAGACUGUCGUUGUUACAACUGUAUUUGAACGGUUUCUCUCCAAUAACUUUCAAAACUGCUGAUUGUUUUAUAUAUGGCUCUCUGUUCACAGGAAGGCCUCUCCUCAAAUGUUAGGACUCAGUCCAAAGCUAUAGCUGUAGAAGAAAAGCUUUUGUCUCGAUCUUUCUAUUCAACACCUUCUUUUCGAAACGUUUCUGGUUUCAGAACGAGCUGUUGCUUGUGUAAAAAGUGAUCUAUAUUUUCUAAUCACUUGGAAUUUAAUGCUAUUUCUACUUUUCAUGUACAUGAUUGUCAGACACAGCCACCGUCAAAUCCCUCGUAUGAACAUAGUGCCUACAACGGAGAAUGAAGACUGCCGAUGAUGAACUGCACACUGUGGACCCGCACAUAGACUUGCUUGAGUUUGCGCUCCUUAAGUGGGUUGUUUGCCACUUUUUGAGCAUUUAGCAUGAUCCUCUGUCCUCUAAAGAAGCCAUUACCCGAAUGUGGGUCCACAUCUCCUCUUUGCUGUUCUUCAUUGUGAUCUACACUGCAAAAAGCUGAUCGUGGAUGUCUGUGGAUGCCUCUCGUGAUGUCUCGAGGACCAUUUCUGAAUGUCCAAGCUUACUCGUGUGGAGCAGAACUGAUGUCUCACUUGUUUGCUUUUUCCCUUCAUCACGAGCCAUUUCCACCACAACUUAGUUAUUAGUUACUACUCAAACGUGUGCAGUGGUAGACCAGAGCAAGGCCCUUGGUUUUUGACCUGUAUUAACAUACACUGAACAUUAAGUUGCUGCAAUCGAAUGCGAAAGAGCCACAAGCUGCUGUCUCCAUUAAGACUGGGCAGAAACAGGGGGAGGGGAAGAACCAGAGAGCCAGAUUAGAGUUAAAGCAAACAGCUCCCGUCACGUGGAGAGCCGUGCUAGUGGUGAACGCUACAUUGAGAGUUUGACAACAGCUGGUAUGUGUGUGUGCUCACACCAAGCCCCGCCCCUAGUGAGGCCCCAAGGAGCUAUGAUCUCCUCCUGACCAAUCAUUUUAGUUUAAGGGAGGAGUUUUGUUCUCUGUCUGCUUUAUGUGGAAAAGAAUAACAAGUGGAAGCGGUUCAAUUUGGUCUGUUAGCUCAUGGUGGAAUGUCUUCCUUUGCCUCUGGAUGGCUCACUUUAAUCAUUAGU
This is a messenger RNA of Sinocyclocheilus grahami, 2965 nucleotides long. Its product is annotated as SERTA domain-containing protein 2-like. Lineage: Eukaryota; Metazoa; Chordata; Actinopteri; Cypriniformes; Cyprinidae. The transcript is spliced from 2 exons. Gene Ontology annotation, molecular function: transcription regulator activity. The record is from RefSeq and is a predicted model, not a curated record. Gene Ontology annotation, cellular component: nucleus. Bases 416 to 1273 code for a protein of 285 amino acids.